This is a messenger RNA of Megalops cyprinoides (Indo-Pacific tarpon), 5907 nucleotides long. Its product is annotated as stromal interaction molecule 1-like. NCBI's taxonomy places the organism in Eukaryota, Metazoa, Chordata, Actinopteri, Elopiformes, Megalopidae. The transcript is spliced from 14 exons. Gene Ontology annotation, molecular function: protein binding; calcium channel regulator activity; calcium ion binding. Gene Ontology annotation, biological process: intracellular calcium ion homeostasis; store-operated calcium entry; activation of store-operated calcium channel activity. The record is from RefSeq and is a predicted model, not a curated record. Bases 527 to 3022 code for a protein of 831 amino acids. Gene Ontology annotation, cellular component: plasma membrane; endoplasmic reticulum.
CUGGCACAAACACAGCCGAGGUCCAAGAAGUCGGCAGCGGCGGCGGAGCCCCUGCUGGAGUUGCAGGAAAACGGUCGACCGACCGUGGCAGAUCUGUAUUGAAGACGCAUUUCGUGUCAGUACGAAUACAUGAAAAUCUCCAACUCUCCGCCUGCUAAUAACUAGUGCAGUUUGAAUUCGUAUUUGCCGAAGGGCUCCCGGAUACCGUCCGUUGGAUUGCAUGCGCAGAUGGGUGGAAUUUAAGAAUUGGUGACUACCUUGUUAUCGAUAUGAUAUGAUUCAGUAACUGAUGGGAGCUUUUGUUGAAGUCACGCAAGUGGCUCUUGUCAUGCUGCACAGCGGUGUGGGCGCAUGAAGGCAGAGCGUGGUCAGGAAUCGCCGCAUCCUGCAGAUCAUUUGCUUUCUGAUGGGGUACAGACGAGGUUCUGUUGGGAUUCGGGCCGAACAAAAGACCCGUUACUGAUCGUGAUAAAGCGAUCUGAGAAAGUCUGGAGCACAUCGCAUAUGCAGAAUCUAAGAGUACAUUAUGGAUUUCGACAAACUGGCGACCCUUUGGAUUUUAUGUCUAUGCAUCUUGGGGAAGUGUCAGGCGGAGAAGCCGGGUCAAGCACUCUCGGACCACCAGAAUGGGGAUAACAGCCUAUCUGAUCUCUGUCGUAUUGAUGAAGCUCUGUGCCAGGACGAGAACGCCAACCUCAGCUUCGAGGCCAUCCGGAGCAUCCACAAGCAGAUGGACGACGACGCCAACGGUAACGUGGACGUGGCAGAGACGGACGGGUUCCUGAGGGAGGACCUGAACUACCACGACCCCAAGGCCAAGCACAACAGCUUCCACGGGGCAGACCUGCUAAUCAGCGUGGAGGACAUGUGGAACGCCUGGAAGACCUCUGAGGUAUAUAACUGGACAGAGGAAGAGGUGGUGGACUGGCUCAGAAGCUGCGUGGAGCUGCCGCAGUACGUGGAAGCCUUCAAGAAGAACAGCAUCAAUGGCAGUGCCAUGCCCAGACUGGCUGUGAAGAACACCACCCUGACCCUGUCCCUCCUGAAGAUAUUGGACCGCAGUCAUGCACAGAAGCUGCAGCUGAAGGCUCUAGAUACGGUUCUGUUUGGACCCCCACUGAUGAGCAAACACAGCCACCUUAAAGACUUCCUGCUGGUGGUGUCCAUAGUUGUUGCUGUGGGCGGAUGCUGGUUUGCCUACAUCCAGAACCGCUACUCCAAGGACCACAUGAGUAAGAUGAUGAAGGAUCUGGAGGGGUUGCAGCGGGCCGAGCAGAGUCUGCUGGACCUGCAGCAGAAGCUGCAGCAAGCACAGGAGGAGCACCGUACGGUAGAGGUGGAGAAAGUGAACCUGGAACAGCAGUUGAGGGAUGAGAUCAAUGCCGCAAAGCAAGAGGCCCAGCGUCUGAAGGAGCUGCGCGAGGGCACAGAGAAUGAUCUGAGCAGGCAGAAGUAUGCCGAGGAGGAGCUGGAGCAGGUGCGCAUGGCCCUGAAGAAGGCAGAAAAGGAGCUGGAGUCUCGGAGCAGCUGGUCUCCGCCUGAAUCGCUCCAGAAGUGGCUGCAGCUGACCCACGAGGUGGAGGUGCAGUACUACAACAUCAAGAAGCAGAAUGCAGAGCGGCAGCUGCUGGUGGCAAAGGAAGGGGCCGAGAAGAUUAAGAAGAAGCGGAAUACACUAUUUGGGACCUUUCACGUGGCACACAGCUCUUCACUGGAUGACGUGGACCAUAAAAUCCUCACGGCCAAGCAGGCCCUGGGUGAGGUGACCGCAGCCCUGCGGGAGAAGCUUCACCGCUGGCAGCAGAUUGAAAUCCUGACGGGCUUCACCAUCGUCAACAACCCCGGCCUGCCGUCCCUGGCCUCCGCCCUCAACCUGGACCCCAGCUUCAUGGGUGGCCGGCCUCUGCCCCAACAACACUUCAUCAUCUCCGAUGACAUGGACGACAUGGACGAGGACAUCAUGUCACCGGGGACGCUACAAUACGCCGCCUGGCAGAUGGACCGGCGAGUGAGCGACCUCUGGCCCAUGUGCUCCGACAGUCUCUCCCCGUGGAAGCAGUCCGCGCCCAGCAUGAUGUCUCUGCGGCAGCGCCACAUUGACCCGCAGCUGACAGGCGGCUCUCAGAGGUUGGUAGAGGGCCGUCACACGGCGGGGCAGCAGGGAGAGGGCGGCGGCUCGCACCCGGCCCGGUCGCGUCCCUUCCAGCGGCAGGCGCGGAGUCACUCCAUCGGGCAGCUGGAGUUCGCCCCCCUGCCCCCUCUGUCCUCGUCCGUCUCCCACCCCUCCAUCAUCUGCACCUCCCCCUCCUCCCCUCCUGUUUCCCUCUUCUCCGGUCCCCAGUCCCCGUUCUCCUCCUCCUUCUUUGCCGCAUCGGCCCCUCACUCCGCCCCUUCUUAUCACUCCUCUUAUUUCCAGCCCUCGGACGGCGUCACCGGCCUGCCCCCCACCGGUGCGGGCUCAGUGCGGUCCAAACGCUCCGGCAGUUUCGGGGACCUGAAUCGUUCUGACUCUGACUCCUCCCUUUGCUUGUCACAAACCAGUGAUCAGCUGCGCCUGACCUCAUCAUAUGGUUCCAAAGGCCACCCGAUGAAGCCCAUCUCUCUCCUAUAUGGCUCUGCCUUCCGGGUGGACGAGCAGUCUGCCUCCCUGCACGGCCACACCCCCAACGGAGGGAACCGCCUACAUGGGGGCGGGGCCUGGGCAGAGGGCAGUACUGACAGCCCCCUGAUGAUGAAAAAGGUAUAUGGCAUGGAGAAGUCGGCCAGUCUUGGGGAGAUCAACACCAGCCUGGUAGGCCUCUCGCAGUCUGAGUCCUCCCGCUCUCUGAGCCCAACCUCCACUGAGGCUGACACUCCCUCCCCGAUGGGGGCGGGGGGCAGCAAGGGCAGCAGCCGCAUACCGCAGCUAUCGUCCAAGAAGAGCCCCCUGGAGGAGGACAGCGGCUCUACAGGCGAGGACACAGACUCCACUGCCUCCCGCAAGAAACACACCUUCAAGAUCUUCAAAAAGCAGAAGAAGUGACCGGGUGCUCAGAAGUAAUCUGGUACACCCUGCGCUAGUUUUGUUCAAUUUUUUGUGUCCAAAAUAUUUGUCUUUCCUCUUUUGUUUCAUAAAUGUAAUCUAGUCACCAGUGUCACAUGACACUGAGGAUUGGUAGGUAAUUUUCUCCAAGGAACUGUGGGAGCAGUCAGCAAUUUCAUUUUUAAUAUAUAUUUUUGGGUAUUAUCUUUUUCUUUAUUUUCUUUUGUGAUGAUUCAACAUGGCAGGGGUUGGGAAAGUUGUGAAUGUACAGCGCUAUUUAUUCUGCAGGAAAUGGUGCCAAUGUUACAAGGGAAUCCCUCCUCACAGAAUUCUGUUCUUUUAAUCCAGUCAGUUUGCAUGUCUGUGCCUUUGUUUGAUUGAAAAAUGUUACACUCUUAGGUGUUUGCUUGGUUCUUGUCCUUUACCCGCUUAACCAGUCAGCACGGGACAUCAAGGCUGUUCUCUGUUUUUACGGUUUCUGUCCCUUCCUUUUCUCCAUGAUUGUAAAUCAAGGGAUAGAUUAGGUGGACAGUGAAAGGGAGACAGACACAUUUGCUCAGUCAGCGAUUUGGGGGACUGAAACGAUUUUACAACACCUGUAACAGUCUAUCUGAGUCAAGUGUCUCAGCUUUGAAGUCUGACUGAUGGAACUUCUCAGAAACACGCACAAACACGCCAGAGACACGCAUCUUUGGUCGACACCUGAAAGGACUACUCUGAGCUCGCCGAGAUCUGCAAAGUCAGCCUCCAGGCCUAAACAGAGCCAGACACAGGGCUGGAAAUGCCUUGGAUCAUUCCUGUUUACUCUUCUAUCAUCUAUGCAUGUCUACAAAUAAGAAAACCCUCCAGCACAUGGACUUUAUGAACUUUUCUAUGUCAGACAGCUGGUAAUGUCAACAAGGAGUGCAGCUUGCCCUGUUAUGAGCUGGUGUUCCUGUCUUGGUGGUUGUAAUACCUGUAUGUCAUGCUGCCAUACGCUAUGCCUCGCGGAUACGGAUAAUCCUAAACCUUAAGAGCCACCCAGCAGCAGACAAGGCCUCCAUUGCAGCAAAUGCAGAGAUAUAAAAAGGAAUUCCUUUCAGAAGGUCUACAGAAGCUGAGAUAGUUAGAAAUGUGAGGUUUUUGUGGGUAAGCAGUGUUCUGUUCUGCUCCUGACAUCAGAAAUGUAGCAUCCUGUCACAUGACUGACUGAAAGUAGUGGGCUACUGUGCAUGCAUUGAAUGCGCAAUGGCUUUCCUCCACUGUUCAUGCAUCACCCCAGCUUCAUCUUCUCCCAGCCAAUCCCACCCGUAUCCUCUCCCAGCCACUCCCACCUUCAUCUUGUCCCAGCCACUCCCAGCAUCAUCCCCUCCCAACUUUAUCUUUUUACAUUCAUGCAUUCAUGUCAUACAAAUGACUCUUCGUAAAUGCUAACUAGGAUGUAGGGAGAACCAGUAGGGCUGCUUACAGCUUACAUAAUAUUAUGUUUUUAUCAGCAACAAAUAAUAUUUCAAGCCUAAUUGAAUGUGAAAUUCUACCAAAAAUAAACCUUUCCUGAAGAGCUGUGGCCAUAUUACAGGGAUAAGGGAUCCAUUUCAGGGAUAAGGGGUGGUAAAGUGUCCUCAUUGAUUUUACAGGUCGAUAUGACAAACUACCUAAAGCAUUCUAUUUGUGUUCAUACCAGUAUCUAAAGAUUGUAUAUCACCACUCAAAAGCACAUCAGAGAUACUGUGGUAUAGACAAAAAUCAGUUUAAGCUCCCCAUGGCUUCAAAUUACAGGAUUGCAAGGAAGCACGGAAUGGGAAUAUUUUGAAGCUAGAUAUUGCAACAUUACCAGCUGCUGCCCCCAGUUGAUUUUCAGAGGGGAGUAUUCAGCUUUGUUUUUGGCAUUUUCCUUCACAACCCAGUAUGGACUGGGGUAGUGGGUGAGAACCUGUAACACCAUGGGGCAAUGGGCGAGAGUCCAGGAUGCCCUAAGACCAUGGGUGGGAUCAUGCAAAGUGCUUUUCCAGCUUCCUGUCAGUCUCCCAUCCCAUUUUCCUGCCAGUGCAGAGAUGCUGCCACACUGUCAACGCCUACCCUCACCUGAACACUGACUGCUGUGACCCGCCUUGACCUCUAGACAGCUGUGACUGGGCAAACUACACUGCGUUCUGAACCUGCCUCUGAGCUUGUGGAGUCAAGACAACCAAAUGCAAACCCCAUACCACACGCCACUCUCACCAGUAGCUGCACAUUUCUAAAUAUGCACACAUAGCAGUCGAGUCUGUACAGAAAGAGCAUGAUGGGAGAUAAAGGCCCUGGCGUGGACCGCAGUGGUGCGUGUGUGAGCACACGCAGAUGGGGGAAUAAGGGCCUGGCUCUGUGCCUUUUGAAAUGGGACGACAGCCUCAAGGUCUUGGCUCUGGACCACAGCCUUGCUGAAGGAUUCCUCGAAUGUCCUCCUGUAGACGAAUAUCGCAGAUCACUGUUCUUUUUCCUGGAUGGUAUCAGCCUUUUCAGAAAUGUGGGUUUGAAAAAAAGUUGAACAUUUUUUAAGUACCAUUCUCUUUUUACGGAUAGUUAAAAAGUGUAAUCUUCCAGUCGGGCAAUUUCUUAGUCAUUUGUACCAGUUCUGCACGAAGAAGCUUUGAAUGGAUAAUGCUGUCAGACAGUGUGUGUCCGUCCGUCCGUAUGUCCCCAGUGUACUAUGCUGCUCUCGGUGUUGAUGCAUGCCACCUGCUGCCACACCUGUUUAAGAACAAAAAGGGCGGAAUGACAAGAUCGGGUCCGACUCCUACUCCACACCAAAAAAACUCUUUUCCUUUUUGAGCUUCUGUUGUAUUUAUGAUAACGGUAUAUCUUUGUACAAAAAACAUUUUGCAUCUUCUGUGACGUUUUGGACUAAGUCCAAAAUUUUAUGGCAC